AUGGCAGUUCAUCCCAUUUCACAAACCGCGGCACAUUUUUUACACCGAUCGAAAAAGUUGGUGUCUAAACUAAACAAGAGGCAGGGUGAAACAUAUCUAUUUGGACGUGCUGGGGAACCUAAAGAUGAAAAGAAAGCUUUCGAAUUUUUCCAACGUGCUGCCUCGUUAAAACAUCCGGAAUCUCAAGGGGUAAUGGCAUUCUGUUAUGAAUUUGGUUUGGGAAUUGAAAAGGACUUUAAACAAGCCGAAUUACAUUACAUCCCUGCUGCCGAACUUGGGAAUGGUUUGGCGCAAGCUAGGCUUGCAUUUUUAAGGAAAUAUGGACGUCCUUCGGUCCAUAUUGACCGUGCAGAAGCAGAAAUGUGGCAGCAAAAAGUUAAAGACCAAGGAAAAACGGCCAUCGCUUGGCUAUUUUACGCAGCAUCAGCUGCACAAAAUCACGCAAGAGCUCAAGAUAAGCUUGGUGUGUGUCUUCAAUUAGGCAUCGGAUGUGAAAAAGAUGAAGAAACUGCAUUUCAAAACUUCCUAAAGGCUGCUGAACAAGAUCACCUUACAGCCAUGUAUCAUCUUGCUAAUGCUCUUGAGAAAGGAAUUGGUUGCGAUGCUAAUCUUGAAGGGGCAACACAUUGGUUUGAAAGAGCAGCAAGCUCAGGUUGUAGAACGAGUUGUGAAAGGUUGAAGAGAUUAUUAGUUAAAGAAUGUUUAGGUCAGGAAGCAAGUGGGAAUAUUUAUUUAUCUGGGUAUUAUGCCGCCGCUGCCUAA
Funneliformis caledonium is the source of this 762-nucleotide messenger RNA. The record is from the annotation of a GenBank genome assembly. Lineage: Eukaryota; Fungi; Glomeromycota; Glomeromycetes; Glomerales; Glomeraceae.